GUGUGGCUCGUUUUCUGCAGCAAACUUUUUAGCUUCUCUGUUGUUUUUACUUUCUACUUCUUUGGCGUUUUCAUCUUAAUGGCCUCCAUCAGAGCUACCACUAUCCUUAAUAUCACACAUCUUGAUUUUGUCUUGUCAGAGUUGGAGCGCCUCGAUUUUUCUGAGGCCAAAUGGGAGAAAUUUGGUCUUAAAUGCGGCCUUUAUAAAGGCAGAUUGGAAACAUUAGAGGCUGAUUAUCCCAAAGAUGCCAGCAAAUGUUUCAGAGAGUGCAUUAGUCGCUGGCUGAGGAGAGAAGAUGGUGUUGAUGAAAAAGGAGAACCAACUUUAGAAAGACUAGCUGAUAUAGUGGAAGAGACUGGAGACAAAUCUACAGCAGAGAAAAUCAGGAUCUGGAAUGAAAUUGUUACACCAGCAAAGGACCUGGAGUUUCACCAAGUUACACAGCCUACUGGUAUGUCUACUACUCCUGCACAAAGUUCUACAUCAUUAUGGUGGAUCGUGUUACCGGUAUCAAUACUUGUAGUGUUAAUUAUAGUAGCAAUGUACAUUCCAUACAUGUACUAUGCACCACCAUGUAGCGUCUUGGAUCCUACACCAAUUGAUGAAUAUGCAUCAAAAUUACGUGAAACAUAUGACAGAACUCUGACGAGGUAUAAGGAUCCAGAUAUUAAUAAAUAUCCAGCUGCUGGUCCAACAGCUCCUGUUGAUGAUGUUCCUUUUAUACCUUUAAAAUUAAUCAGAUUAAAAAGCUACCAGAAGAAAGCAGAUGCAGAAUUUUUACAUAGUGUUAAUAAAGAAAUCCUGAAGCAUGAUAAUUUUGAAAAAAUAGAAAUUGACAGUCUUUUCAAACCACUACCAAAUAAGCAAUUACGAUUUGUAUUAAUUACUGGAGAGCCUGGCAUAGGAAAGAGCACAUUAGCUAAAGAACUAACAUUGCGAUGGGUUAGACAAACUGAUGAAUUAUUAAACAAAAAUUAUAAAAUUGUUAUUCUGAUUCUAUUACGCCUUAAAACUUAUCAAAAAGCUGAAAAUAUUGAAGACCUUCUUAUUAAUGUUGAAGAUACUAAUAUGACUGAAGUAAUGUUAUCAAUCAGUAAAACAAGAGGAGCAGAAGUUCUUUGGAUAUUAGAUGGUUUUGAUGAGCUUCCACAUCAACCGAGAACCAAUUCAGUCUCAAUAUUCUUGCAACUUAUAAAAGGAGACAUUCUUCCCAAGUCAACAGUGAUAGUUACAAGCAGACAUGCUGCUACUGAGCCUUUGCUAAUCUUUUUAGAAAAUGAUUCAAAACAUUUUGCUCUUAGAGGCUUUAGUCCAAAUGAAAUCUUAAAAUAUGCUUCUACAUAUUUUAAAAAUGGUACAAUAGUUUCUGAGUUUCAUUCUUAUUACAGUGGUAAUACUGUGAUUGAGAAUAUGCUGUACAAUCCAAUGAACUGCUACAUAAUGUGUAAAGUAUUCACUGACUUUAUACAUACUAAGAAUAAUAAGUAUCCAAUAACAAUGACAGGGAUUUAUAAUCAGUAUGUACGUGCAUUACUCAAGCGGCACCUCAUUGAUGCUAAAGUAAUUGAUAUAAACUAUGAAAUGCCUCCAUAUUUAGUACAAAUUAAUAACUUUAAUACUUCAGUAUUAAGUGACAUUUGGAAACAUUUCCGUUAUCUUUCUAAAGUAGCUUUUAAUGGUGUAACAAAACCAAAAUAUAUCUUUGGAAAGGAACUUCAUGACAUCCCAAAAUUGAGUAUGAUGGACACUGUCACUAGCUUCACUGGGUUUGAUAAAGAUGAGUCUAGCAGUUUCAUACACACUACACUACAAGAUUAUUUUGCAGCAAUUUAUCUUGUAAACAAUCCACACUUAAUGUUUAAUGAAACUGACAUGAAACAAAACUCAAAUCUUGAGAAUGUUCUUAUUUUUUAUGUUGGAUUAUCAAAGCUUAUUGACAAAGAAAUAGGUGCACUGGAUAUGUUAAGAACCAAUUUUUUUGGUGAGUAUGUGGAGGAUACCAUUUAUAUAGAAAUAAAUAGUUUAAUGCUCAGAUGUCUAUAUGAAAAUAAUCUAAUUCGGCACAAUCAAAACUAUAAUUUAGACUCAGGUUAUCCAUGGGUUAUUGGAAAUGUACCUUUGAAUAAUUUUGAUUACUUUAUUGCUGGGUAUAUUGUUGCCGCUCACAAUAUUACACUCAGAAUUAAAAUAUCACAUUUAACUGAAUCAGCAGCAUUCAAAAAAGGACUUCAAUUCCAGAAAACUUCUGUCAAUGGAAAAAUUAAUAUUUGGUUGCACAAAGAUGCUAUGGCUGAAGUAGAUCUACCAAGUGAUGCAGUAAUAGCAUUAAGUUUAAUGCUUGAACUAGAUGCAUCUUUAAGUUGUGAAAUCAUUUCAAAGUUUCCACUGUUGCAAGAGCUUUAUAUUAUUAUUUUUUAUAAAUUUGACUGUAAUUCAACAAUACUAGAGCAUCCUUUGAUGAAACUCAAUGAAUUGAAAUUUCUGUUUGUAUCAAUCAUGACUUAUAACUAUAACAGCAUUUUAAAAUUACUCAAACAACUUGUUGUUCCUGGACGACCUCUUAAAGACUUAAUUGUAUUGGUACCAAUGAAAAUAAUUAAUGCAUACAAAUAUACAGAGAUUUUAGAUUUAACAGUACAAAGCUCUUUGGAUAAAUUAAGAAUUUAUAUACUCCAAGCAAAAGGUUUAGAAAUUACUUUUAAUAAAAAAAGUAACAGUUUAUUAGUUAAAUAUUUUCAAUUAUUUGUUCAUCACCUGGAUUUAGGAGCCACCCACAAUAUACAGUUGAACUCAUUUACCUCAUUUGUAUACUACAAGGUGAAAGAUGAAAUGAUUUAUCGUCUUGAAAUUACAAUAUACUCAGAACCAGUUACAUCUUCAUUAAAUGAUCUUAUUAGUGCUUUCAUGAACUAUACAUCAAAAAUGAAUACAAAUACAAAUCUAAAUGCAGCUGAUUACAUCAAUUAUGUUAAAAAAUUAAAUGGUCCCAUGUAUGUUAUAGUUUCACCAGCAGAUCCAGUUUCAUAUGAAGCUGGAACAACUACCACAAAGUAUGAACUAUACAGGAAUCUUAAUGAUUUUUUAAGUUAUCUCAUUAUUGAUACUUUGCUGGAUAACAUUCCAUUACCAAUAUCAGUAGAAGUACAUAUGCGUCUAUAUCAUAUAGUAUUAUUUACAAUAAUAAUGGCUUUUAUUUUGCUAUUAUUCUGUAGUUGCUACUCCUUGUGUUUUAUAAGUAGUCCCUGUCAAUUAUUAAUAUUAUCAUUAUUUUCAUCAUUGUUAUCAUUAUUAUUAUUAUCAUCAUUUAUUAUUAUUAUUAUUACUAUCAUAAUUUGAAGUAGUGGGAACCUCAAACUGAACCAGAAUGAUCUGGUAAAGAAGUUGGAAAGUUGUCUAACAGACUAUUAUAUAGUAGCUAGGGGCAGGGUUGAGCAGGGUGAGGGACUAGCAGAUAACAUUAUUUUUGUUAUUAUGUACAUGUACUAUAAUUACUAUUAAUCAUUAUUAUUAUUACUAUUUUGAUCAUCAAUAUUGUUUAUGUGUAUAACAUUUGAUUUCAAGGAGAUUUCAUUAUUUGA
Messenger RNA from Amphimedon queenslandica, 3578 nucleotides. RefSeq lists its product as uncharacterized. The transcript is spliced from 3 exons. NCBI's taxonomy places the organism in Eukaryota, Metazoa, Porifera, Demospongiae, Haplosclerida, Niphatidae. Gene Ontology annotation, biological process: signal transduction. The coding region runs from base 79 to 3336 and encodes 1085 amino acids. The record is from RefSeq and is a predicted model, not a curated record. Gene Ontology annotation, molecular function: protein binding.